Molecule: messenger RNA, 2238 nt
Organism: Penicillium riverlandense
Lineage: Eukaryota; Fungi; Ascomycota; Eurotiomycetes; Eurotiales; Aspergillaceae
Exons: 1
Coding region: 1-2238 (745 amino acids)
Biological process (GO): peroxisome inheritance
Cellular component (GO): extrinsic component of intraperoxisomal membrane
Source: RefSeq, a predicted model, not a curated record
AUGCCCGGGCCUCCGAGCGAGUCCCCGGGUCAGAUACAGUCCCUCCGUCGCUCGUUCACUCUCCCAGCCAAAUUAAAUUCCCAAACGCCACGCGAUGCGCCAGCGCUCUCCGAGAAUGUGAUCUUCUACCACCCAAAGGCGAAAAUCGUCCAGUUUGCGCCUCGCGCCGUCCACCCCAGCCCCUCGAGUUCUGCGCCAUCUGACUUCGACUAUCCCGUUGAUACAAUCGAAACUCUGCCCUGGCGCUCAGCCACCGAACGAACCGUUGCGACGGCGCCCCUGCGACUCGAGAAGGUGCAUGGGCUGACGGUCUUCCUGAAAUGCGGAAAUGUGGUCCACGCGAUCCUGAAGAACUCGCAAUGCUGGUGCGUGGAUGGGGUGUCGAAGUUUGUCUUGCGCAUUCGCCCCCUCACCUACUAUCGCAUCGAGCUGCCGCAUGAAACGGAAGAGGACCACCGCGCGGUGGGAGACUUGAAAACUGCGUUGCCCACAGUCUUGCGAUACGAGGUUACACCAUGUCCCUUCAAGCGCGCAUUCACCGUCGAAAUACCAGAGGAAGCCAUGGCGCCUCGGCGCAAAAAAGCAUGGCGCCCGAAGACUCGGAGGGAGAGUGCGCCUGCGGAUUCUCUGGGCACGCCAGAUACUCUAUCGCCUACUAAGUCGGAUUGGAUGGAUUCCACGAGUACAGGGGAUGACACUGACGGUAAUGCCACUGAUGACAGUGGGCCUACUUCCAACAAAGCCAACAGUACGGCUUUGGAAACAAUACCCGAUGGCGAUGAGUCGUCUCCGUCCACCGACUCCAUGGAUCCGCCUAUAGCUCCCGCUCCUCGGCGCUCGGUGACUGAGACCCCGCAAACUUUCACCAGCUUGCUGGCAAAGUUUGAAGCUACAUCAGUGCAUGAAGAAGAUUCCGAUAAUGAUAAGCGACGCGACGCUGAAGGAUUGCCAGCAGCCGACGAAGCGGAUGCACAACCUGAGCUUGAAGCACUAUUUGAAACUGAAGCAUCAGGUGAUGCAGAGACCUCGUCUAAUGCCGAGAGGUCACCUGAUAAAGCUGAAACGGUUGCCGAGACUCAAAAUGCUGAGGCUGAAGCACUUCUCGAGGACAGGCCGUCUUCUGAUUCCGGAGCAUUGCCUCAAUCUGAAGAUGCCGAAGCGCUGCCGGAAGCUAAAGAGGUUAAAGAUUCCCUUGAAGCACCAAUUCAAUCUGGAGCACAACCUGAAGAACAGGAAUCACCUGCCAUCAAGACACUGCCGAAAGCUGAAAAGUUCGAAGCCCUCCCCGAGGCCAAUAAAGCCGAAGCACUGCCGGAAAUUGAAGAUGAGGCUUCGCCUGUCGUUGAAACAUUACCUGAAGCCGAAGAGACCAAAGAAUUGACCGAAAUUGAAUCGUUGUCUGCAACAGAAGCACAGUCUGAAGCAUUUCCGGAGGGUGAAGUGCUCCCGAAGGCUGAAGAAUUGCCCGAAGCCGAGGGCUUAGCCGGUGCCGAAGUGGCGCCGGAAUCCGAUGCUUCACUUUCAUCCAGCCCUGCGUCAUUUCACUCCGCGGAUCUGCUUUCACCAACCGAUUCCAAUUCGACCCAUCCCAGCCCGUUGGAAUGUUAUGGCCUGACCGAAAAGAUCGUCAAGUGCCAUGAUCAUGCCAUCUCGCGGGCCACUUCUCAGGAUCAAGUGCCUCCCACAAUAGUACGGGAAUCUCAAUCUGAAAAGCUUGAACUCUCCAAGAGUGAAGACAUACUCGCAACGCAGCCAAUGAGGGUGCAACGCAUCGUGAAGGAGGACCGGUCAAGGCCUACUCUAGACUUGCCCGUCUCCUCGAGCACCAGGUUGUCCGCUCAAUCUGCUAUGGCGUCCACAGCGCCGCACACAGAUUUCAACCACAUGAGCACCGAAUUCCGCCGCCGUGCACGGGCUACAAGGGAGCGAGACCUUUCGCCUAUGCCUCCUCCCUCUACUAUCUACCGCCCGCCCCCUAGUCGGGAUGCUACAUCGAUCCUUACCAAGGCACUGACUAUGGUCUUAAUACCACCGAUGUAUCUGUUUGUUAUCUUGCUGCACGUUGCCGCACGCAUUGUUGCCAACCCGGCUGUUGACUCCACUUCUAAGGCUGGCCAGCCACCUGGUCCAAGCUAUGUCAAUGAGGAUGAUUUCAGUUUUCCCUUGGAGCCUGAAACGCCUUCUGAAUAUGAAGACGCAGACCUUUCCAGCAACCUGGAUCCAUGGGACCUGGACUAA